Molecule: messenger RNA, 1500 nt
Organism: Penicillium bovifimosum
Lineage: Eukaryota; Fungi; Ascomycota; Eurotiomycetes; Eurotiales; Aspergillaceae
Exons: 4
Coding region: 1-1500 (499 amino acids)
Molecular function (GO): protein binding
Source: RefSeq, a predicted model, not a curated record
AUGCCGAAACAAAAGUCAUUUCUUAGUCACGCAAAGACGAAGAAGAAAUCUGCUGCGAAACAGGCGCCUGUGACCGCAGAUGAGUUUCUAGCAGCUGGCGUUGAGCUUGAAGAAGCUGGCGAGAAAUGGCGGGCCGGGGAUGCGGCCAAGUCCAUGCGCUUUUUUAUGCGGGCUAUCACCAACUAUGAUGAGGGUUUACAGAAGCAUCCUGGGGCCUUUGAUCUUGCUUAUAACAAAGCACGAGUCCAAUAUGAAAUCACCCAGCACCCAAAACUAGCAGCCCAGUUACCCGCGCCACAGGGUGAUCUCCUGCAAGUAGCGCUGCAAUCGCACCGGGAUGCACUGGCCCUCAGCCAGGACAAUGCUGACGUGUUAUUCAAUUCGGGCCAGGUGCUGACCAGUAUAGCGGAGUUGAUGUCCAACUCCAAGCAAGACGAAGAACAGCUGAUGCAGGCUGGCACUUAUCUGCAAGAGGCGAUCGAGCUGUUCCAGCGCUGUCUGAUGAUACAGGAGAUGAAGUAUACGGAGCAGCAAGAGGAGAUCGAGCAGAUGGAAUCCGGGGAUGUGCCACAGGAACCGGAGGUUGUACCACAGGCUGAGUCCGCGGGUCAGACGCAGGUCGAGUCCGCGGGUGAGGAGCAGGAGCAGUGGGCGAUGAUUGUGGAGCCGGUCACGAAGAAUACGCUUGUUGAUACUGCAGUUGCGCAGCUCGAGACUUUGACCACUCUGUGUAACUUGUUGACCUCGAACCCAACUGCCGGCGGUGUUGGUUGGGUGCAGGAGUACUCGUCGGAACUUGUACAUUCCCGACUGCCUGCUUAUGUCGAGGGAUCGGACAGGCAGUAUGAGGCGGCCUUGGCGCGAGCCAAGUUCAUCUGUGCUUUGAAUGACUUGCUCUAUCGUGGCGGACAUACUGAUGUCCAGACAUACCAGCAGGAGGUUGGACAGGGGUUCAGCCCAGACCUGGAUGUAUCCGCAGAUCUCGAUGGACUGUGUGCCAAAGCAAACGCGCUCACAUCAUUGAACCAGGCGCUGAAUGAUAUCCCUCCUUCGGAGGACGAUGAAGCGUUCGAAAGCGCUGUGGCGUUGCGCUGGAAAUCACUCUCUACCGCCCUGGACGCAUUAACGGCAGCCACCAAGCUCCCCGAUGCCGCAAACCUGCCCAAGAUCCACAACGGCCGCGGCGAUGCCGAAAUGCACAGAUGGCGUCUUGGUCGCGCGCCCUGGAACCACACCAUGGCGAAGCAAAACGGCGCCAUGCUCCUGCGCAACGCUCAAACAUACUACCGCGGAGCCGCAGCUCUAGCCCGCCGUGAAGGCGCCGCGGAGGAAGAACGCGACGGAACGGUCAAGGAAGCCAUUGCCGCAGCGCUUGAAGGCCAGAGCACAAAGCUUGACCAGCUCAAAACAACAGUCCUCCCGCAAGUAGUAGCCGUGGCGCAGGAGAUGGUAGAAGACGGAAUGGUCGAUGGCAGGGAACUGAGCGCUCUGAUCUCAUGA